UAAACAAACUUGGCAAAUCCAAUGCAAAAGUUUCGUCGCAGUGCUGUGAAAUUUAUUAUUUUUGGUUAUUCUUCUUAAGUUAAGCGUGUGUUCUGUUCGGUAAAACGGAAUACAUCACGCGGAGGUCAAAUUGCAUUCGCCAUCCCUUCAAUGCCGUGCGUAAAACAGUCUGUUCAUGAUUGAAAACUAGGCAGCACAAAGUACAAAGAAACUCCCAACACCCGAGAAGUAAUUGUACCACGCACAAAAAUGCAGGAUAAUCGACCAGAGCUGUACGAGGAGGUGAAGCUCUACCGGCAGGCGAGGGAGCGAGAGAAGUACGACAACAUGGCCGAUCUGUUCGCUCUGGUCUCUACGCUGCAAAAUCUGGAAAAAGCAUACAUCCGGGAUUGCAUUACGCCGCAGGAGUAUACGGCCGCCUGCUCGAAGCUGCUGGUACAGUACAAGGUGGCGUUCAAGAUUGUGCAGGGCGACGAGUUUCCGACGAUCGACUCGUUCGUGAAGAAGUUCCGGCUAGACUGUCCGGCUGCGCUAGAGCGCAUCAGGGAGGACCGUCCCAUUACCAUCCGGGACGACAAGGGAAACACGAGCAAGUGCAUUGCCGACAUUGUGUCCAUGUUCAUCACACUCAUGGACAAGCUGCGGCUCGAGAUACGGGCGAUGGAUGAUUUGCAGCCCGAGCUGCGCGAUUUGCUGGACACGAUGAACCGGCUCUCGCUGAUUCCGGACAACUUCGAGGGCAAGGAGAAGGUCUCGAACUGGCUGGCCACGUUGAACACGAUGCAGGCGUCCGACGAUCUAACGGAGGCGCAGGUUCGCCAGCUGCUGUUCGAUCUGGAAUCGUCCUACUCGGCAUUUAACAAUCUGCUUCAUACCACAUAAUGCGUCGGAAUGGGUUGGACCAGCAUUUCCUUGUGACUGUAAAUAGGAACAUAAGUCAUAGGAUUGUAAGGAACACACGCGAACAAAUGGACAGGUCUUCGAGCGUAUUAGAACAAGGUUAACAGGAUCUAGCACAGAACGGGAUGUGGCUGGAAAGCCAAUAAAAGGAGGGAUUGAGUUGAGGCAGGGUGUAGGAGUGCGCAUAUUUUUACCCAAAACUUAUAAGAAAUAUAUAUACUGUUUAAUUGAAA
Molecule: messenger RNA, 1133 nt
Organism: Anopheles coluzzii
Lineage: Eukaryota; Metazoa; Arthropoda; Insecta; Diptera; Culicidae
Gene: Vps28
Product: vacuolar protein sorting-associated protein 28 homolog
Exons: 1
Coding region: 250-882 (210 amino acids)
Biological process (GO): protein transport to vacuole involved in ubiquitin-dependent protein catabolic process via the multivesicular body sorting pathway
Cellular component (GO): ESCRT I complex
Molecular function (GO): protein-containing complex binding
Source: RefSeq, a predicted model, not a curated record